Messenger RNA from Pyrus x bretschneideri (Chinese white pear), 1953 nucleotides. RefSeq names its product multiple inositol polyphosphate phosphatase 1. The record is from RefSeq and is a predicted model, not a curated record. Gene Ontology annotation, molecular function: acid phosphatase activity; inositol phosphate phosphatase activity. NCBI's taxonomy places the organism in Eukaryota, Viridiplantae, Streptophyta, Magnoliopsida, Rosales, Rosaceae.
CUCAUUUCCAUUUAUUUGCCGAUUUGCUUUCCAGUUUAUUACUUUCCUUCCACUUCUUAACGCAGAGAGAGAGAGAGAGAGAGUGUGUGUGUGUGUGUUAGAGAGAGAGAGGGAGGAUGAGGAGAGCCAUGGCGGCGCUUCUGCUGAUAUUGUUAUCGGUGUUCGUCCAUUCGAAUGCCGGAGAAGAAGGUUUCGAUGUUCGCCAACAUCUUUCUACUGCGUCCAGAUACGGUGUCGUUAAAGACAUUGCGGACAACUCAUUUGUACCAUCUAAGAUACCAGAUGGGUGUACUCCUAUCCACCUAAAUCUUGUGGCAAGGCAUGGAACCCGUGCUCCUACCAAAAAACGUAUCAAAGAAAUGGAUAUCCUGGCCUCUCGUCUGGAGGUGCUACUAAAAGAAGCAGAAGAACAGAACCUGUCUUUGGAAAAACUUCCUGGUUGGUUAAAGGGUUGGAAAUCUCCUUGGAAAGGAAAACUGACAGGUGGAGAAUUAAUUGUCCAAGGAGAGGAUGAACUCUAUGAUUUUGGAAUCAGGACACGAGAAAGGUUCCCAAAUCUGUUUGAUCAGGAUUACCAUCCAGAUGUUUACACAAUAAAGGCAACACAGGUCCCUCGGGCAUCCGCCAGUGCUGUGGCAUUUGGCAUGGGAAUGUUUAGUGGGAAAGGAAAUCUUGGACCUGGUCGUCAUCGAGCUUUUGCUGUGUCCAGUGAAAGUCGUGCGAGUGAUAUAAUGUUGAGGUUUCAUGAUUGUUGCCAAAACUACAAGGCAUAUAAGAAAAGUCAGGAGCCUGCUGUUGAUAAGCUCAAGGAACCUGUCUAUGAUGAAAUUACUUCUUCAUUAAGGAGGCGCUACAGGUUGAAUUUUACAAAGAAGGAUACAACUUCUCUUUGGUUUCUUUGCAAACAGGAAGCGUCCUUGUUUAAUAUAACUGAUCAAGCUUGUGCACUGUUCACCCCUUCUGAGGUUUCUUUGCUGGAGUGGGCAGAUGAUUUGGAAGCCUUUAUAUUAAAGGGAUAUGGUAAAUCAUUAAACUAUAGAAUGGGAGUUCCCUUGCUUGAAGAUGUAUUGCAGUCCAUGGAGCAGGCUAUUACGGCUGAAGAAGAAAAACAUGCUCCUGGGAAUUAUGAAAGGGCAAGGCUAAGGUUCGCACAUGCAGAAACUGUAGUUCCAUUUUCAUGCCUGCUUGGACUUUUUCUUGAUGGAUCUGAAUUUGAACGGACACAGAAGGAACAGCCCUUGCAACUCCCUCCAAAGCCUCCCCAGAAGCGAAAGUGGAGGGGCAAUACUGUGGCACCUUUUGGUGGGAAUAAUAUGCUGGUUCUGUACAGUUGUCCAGCCAACACUUCAAGCAAGUACUUUGUGCAAGUGCUGCACAAUGAACACCCCAUUCCAAUGCCAGGCUGUGAUGGCUCUGAUUUCUGUCCACUCGAUAUUUUCAAGGAAAGAAUAGUUGCUCCUCAUCUGAAGCACGACUAUAACUCAGUGUGCAAUGCAAAAUUGGAAGAAAAGGAGGUGAAGCCAGCCAGUAAGUUAUCUCAACUGUUCCGUUGGUUGUUCUCACUGGGGAAUGGUGAUAAAACCCUCGAUGAAUUGUAGUUUUUUCUUUUCAAGUGAGGAAGGGAUAAUUGUGCGUUCUAUUUGCUUGCUGGGACUGCCGUUGGUGGCCUGCAUUCACAGCCAACUCUUUCUUGUAGCUAAUAUAGAAACUUCUGGUCUUUUGUUCUGAUACAGAAGUUUUCACCGUUUGAAGUAUCCGAGGCUGCCGGUACCAUUUUGAGUUUUGUAUCGUUGUCCUCUCGUUGUUUUGCUCCUAACAAAACAGCCUUUCUGUAUUCUGCAACUACUGUGUUCUUGUAGAGAUGAAUGGCAUACACGUCUUCACUCGUUCUUAUGAUUUACAAUGUACUCAGUUUUGUUCUUAUGAAAUGGGAUCAAUCGCUUUGAAUGUGAA